This is a messenger RNA of Dictyostelium purpureum, 2457 nucleotides long. RefSeq lists its product as uncharacterized. The record is from RefSeq and is a predicted model, not a curated record. Gene Ontology annotation, biological process: sexual reproduction. NCBI's taxonomy places the organism in Eukaryota, Evosea, Eumycetozoa, Dictyosteliales, Dictyosteliaceae. The annotation marks the transcript as partial. The transcript has 2 exons.
AUUGAUAUUACUAAUUUUAGACACUAUAAUGUUAUUUAUUUUAACUUUUCAAAAGAUUUUCCAAGGGAUGUUUCAAUUACAAUGGCUGUUAUGGAUGCAACCUAUUUUAAGGGUUUUACACCCAGUAGAUAUUUUCAUUCGACAUGGAACCAGAGUAUUUCUUUAUUUCAAAUUGAGUUUUAUGUAGAAGCAAACACUCAAGUAGGAGAGUUCAUGUUUUCAUUAACUUGUUUAAAUAUUGGCACUAUCUACGGUUCAUCUCUUAAUUCAAAAUUAAUUAUUAAAAAAUCAAAAAUGGAUUUACAAGGCCCAGUAUUUAAAGAAAUUAAAAAGAUAAAUAUUCAAAUGUUAGAUAAAAAUAAUAAAUUGGGUGAAUUUGGGUGGUCGAUGGUCAUUGAAGACCCAGUUAACGGAUUUAAUUUAGGUUAUGUUAUUGUAAGAGGUGAAUUUGACCAGUCUAUAUAUAAUAUAUCAGUUUCAUCCGAUAAUAUUAAAACUGGUAAUAUAUACUUGGGAGAGUACGAUUUCAAAUUUAAAGUAUCUUAUCCAUGUAUUACACAAAAAUAUAUUAUUACCGAAGUAUAUCUAUUGGAUAAAAUUAACAGAGUUUCAUUUUUUGAAUUGUCCUCAAUCACCCAAUUUUCAGAAAUAAAUCCAUUUUUAUAUUUUUUAAAUGAUACUGAUAUUAAUAAAAUCCAGGUUAUAUGUUCAAAUGAAAUUAAUUCUGCUUCAAGCGAUUUAGACCCACCAAUUUUAAAAAAUUUUAUCCCCUCAGCAAAAAUUGUUGAUGUUGGUUCCAACAAUAGAAAUAUAAGCUUUUUAUUAUCUUCAGAAGACCCUCAAAGUGGUAUAAAAAUAUAUGCACAGAAUCCAAUUAUAUAUCUUACUUCGACAAAUAAUAGAGUACUUGAAUGUUUAGCAGAAUUUUGGUCUAGUACAGAUUUUGAGGCUUAUUAUACAUGCAGUGUUGAACUUCCUUUUGGUUUUGGAUACCCUGAUGGAAUCAUUUUAUCAGUAUAUGGGUUUAUUAAUAACAAUGGUUAUUAUUCAGGAUUCACAUAUGACGAUUUAUUAGGGGCACAAAAAAUAGCAUUCAUUGAAACAACUUUUGGAAUAAACAAAGCAAUAAUAAAAGAUUAUUAUGAAAUUUCAGAAAGAGGUGGUGAUUUGAUUCUAUUUGGAGGAGGUUUCGACGAAUCAUCAAAAUCAAUUAUUACUUUUUUCGAUAAUACAACAGAACAAAUAGAUUGUCAGUUUAUUACAUCAUCAGCUAUAAGAGCUCCAAAUGUAAAAGCAACAGAUAAACCAUAUAGAGUAUAUGUAAAAACAUUACUGUAUGAAUCAAAUUCAAUUAUUGUUACUCCAGUAAUUUAUGGUUUUAAUCAAAGACCAUCAGUUACACCACCUCCGGAUUCAGUACCUCCUUUACCAACAAAUAAACCACAGAUCUGCAUUGGUAGUCCACAGUGCGGGGGUCCAACACAUGGUAGAUGCAUCGAUAAUCAAGGUUGUGUAUGUUUUAAACCAUGGGUAGGAAAAGAUUGUUUAUCCCAAGUAGUUAUUGUAGAUCCACCAAAAAUUAAUGAAACCAAUCCAUCUACUGAAAUUAUUGUACCAGAUGAUAAAAAUGCAGUUCCAAUUACAUAUAGAUCUUUGAUUUCUUUAGUUGCUUUAAGAGAAAUCGAUAUUUUUGGUAAAGAAGUAUAUCACAAAACUUUUGAUAGUUGGAUAGCGAGACAGUUGGACAACUCUACAUUUGUUUACAAUUUAUCUUUGGACAUAAAAAAGGAGAAAAGCAGUGGGGUUGCACGUAUCAAGGUUACAUUGAGGUGGUUUAUAAAUGAAUCAAAUAUUAGUUUUGCAGAUCAAGAUUUGGUAAUGAGUCCAUCAUCUAUGAAAUAUACAAUCGAGAUUUCAAACUAUCCAUUUGACAAUCAAAUCAACAGCCUGCAGUUAAUAUUUUCAGCAUCAAUACAAUCAAACACGUCGAAAGAAAUUUGCUCAUCUAGAGAAUUCGGGGAAACUACAGCAGGAGAUAAUUCGGAGUAUAUAAAGGUACAGGUAGAAAAUCAUUCACUAUACGGCAGGUUUAUUAGAAGAGGUAUUGUCGAUUCAAAUAUUAUUUCUAUAUCAAACAUACUACUAGAUAAAGAUAUGAAUCCAAUAACCGAAACCAAAUCGCUUCAAUCUUAUGUCGGUAUUCAAAUUCCAAAUUUCAAAUCAAUUGCAAUUAUUGAUCCUGAUUUUUCAGUUUUGAUAGAUUCAAAAUCAGCAUCUUCGAUCUGUUCAUCAAGUUCUAAAUUAAAUAGAUCUAAAUUAGCAGGUAUCAUAAUUGGCACCAUUGCAUUCAUUUUAGUUGUUGUUGUAUCUAUUAUAUACUUUUUCAUAAAAAGAAAAUCAACAAGAGAAUUUGAAUUGAAAUUAAAAAGUAGAAUGAAAAAAUUAGAAAAAUUAUAA